AUGUCUAUCAUUGACUUUGUUUCGUCGUAUGUCUCCGAUAUCAACUAUCGUCCUUGUAUUAAGCAGGAAUAUUCGACAAUAGAAAAAAGACUAGCAAGUUUUGAAAAGUGGCCUGAUUAUAUUGAACAAAAACCACAAGAUCUUGCCGAAGCAGGAUUUUAUUAUAAAGGUGUGAGUGACCGUGUUUACUGUUUCUACUGUAAUGUUGGUCUUUGCAAUUGGCAGAAAGAAGAUAUACCUUGGAACGAACAUGCCAUGCGGAUGCCAUCUUGCCCCUAUGUCUUUAUAGAAAAAGGUAUAAAAUUUAGUGAAAAAAUGAUUGACAAUAUUCAUUAUACAAAUGAAGAUGAUCUCUUAUUGGAAUUGGAUAUUGUUAAAUAUGUAAUUGUGAUAUUCAUGAUGUAUACUAAGGCAGAUAAAGAGAUGAUCCGGAUUACAGAAGAGGAUAAAGAGAUAAUCCGUAAUCAUUUUUGUCAUGAAAUACAUAGAAGGAACACGUUCAUCAAACAACUUAAUAGAACUGAUGUACCCAUCAGCCAGUCACUAUUGGCCAAAGCUGGAUUCUUCUAUAUUAUGGGACAUGAGACUUUGAAAAAGGUGAUACAUUCUCGUGCAAUUGAUUUCACGACAAAAGAAAAGAGAGUAGCAAGCUUUCGUACCUGGCCUGAAAAUGUUCAUCAAAAACCACAAGCUCUUGCCGAAGCUGGCUUUUAUUAUAAAGGUUUGAGUGACCAUGUUCAUUGUUUUCACUGUGAUGGUAUUAUUCGCAAUUGGGAGAAAGAGGAUAUACCUUGGAAUGAACAUGCUAAAUGGUAUCCAAAUUGUAACCAUCUCAUUUUAGAGAAAGGAAAAGAAUUUGUUAACAAUAUCCAAGAUCAACUUAAACCAUACAACUCAUAUAGUAAUAAGGAUCAAACUAUAUCAGAAAUUAAACUAUACCACCCAUAUAUUGUAUUUACAAUAGACGAACCAGAUAUAAAAGCUGUAUCCAAUGCAGGAAAAAUGGAAGACCAUGCAUCUCUAGAAGCUAAGCUGUAUCCAAUGCAGGAAAAAUGGAAGACCAUGCAUCUCUAG
Penaeus chinensis is the source of this 1074-nucleotide messenger RNA. RefSeq names its product baculoviral IAP repeat-containing protein 3-like. Gene Ontology annotation, cellular component: nucleus; cytoplasm. Gene Ontology annotation, biological process: negative regulation of apoptotic process; positive regulation of protein ubiquitination; regulation of cell cycle. The record is from RefSeq and is a predicted model, not a curated record. Lineage: Eukaryota; Metazoa; Arthropoda; Malacostraca; Decapoda; Penaeidae. Bases 1 to 1074 code for a protein of 357 amino acids. The transcript has 6 exons. Gene Ontology annotation, molecular function: cysteine-type endopeptidase inhibitor activity involved in apoptotic process; ubiquitin protein ligase activity.